UCGUAUAAAUAGUAAUUGACCAUCGCAGUCCGACGCAGUUACAGCAUCCUAACAUUUAGCAACUUAAUAGCGCCACAUUAAUGUACUAAUAAGAGUAAACUGUGCGUUACAAUUCUUUGUGAAUUCAGUUGUAUAGUGUAAAAACUGUUAUCAAUAUGAUAUAUAUAAUCAUUUUAUCGACGAUAGCAGGUGCUCUAAUCCUGUAUUAUUUUCUCUUUAAAAACAUGAAUUACUUCAAGAAAUAUGGAAUACCGCAUGUGAAACCUCUUCCUAUAGUUGGAAACAUGGGACCGGCUAUUUUCCGUCAGCAAUCACUGACUGAUUUUGUUAAAAUGAUGUAUAAUUUAAAUCCUAACGCCAAGUAUGUCGGCAUGUAUGAUUUUUGGCAAAAUCCAAUCAUAGUGCUCCGUGACCUUGAGCUUAUUAAAUCCGUCACAUUGAAACAUUUUGAUAACUUUAUGGACCACUUUGGUGUCCUUGAUGAACAACAAGAUCCAUUUUUCGGCAAGAACCUCAUCGCCCUUCGCGGAGACAGGUGGCGUGAAGUACGAUCUAUAUUGAGUCCGGCUUUUACAUCUAGUAAAAUGAAAAGUAUGUUUAAGCUAAUGUCGAAUUGCGGUGUUAACUUCAGCACUUAUUUGACGCAACUGCCACCAGAGAAGAGGACAAUGGAACUAAAAAACAUCUUUACAAGAUACACAAAUGACGUAAUCGCUACUUGCGCUUUUGGUAUCAGCGUUGAUUCUAUGAGAAAUCCGAAAAAUGAAUUUUUUGUGUACGGUACAGAAGCAACUAAUUUCAGCGGUUUCUCUCUUUUGAAGUUUUUUAUAAUGAGGAAUUUUCCUUGGUUAGCACGAAUAGUCAAAUUGACAUUUAUUCGUGAAAAAAUAACACAUUUUUUCCGAGAUCUUGUAAAAACUACUAUAAAAAUAAGGGAUGAUAAUGGUAUCGUUCGUCCAGACAUGUUACAAUUGAUGAUGGAAAAUAGAAGUAAAGACAAGGCGGAAUUAUCAAUUGAUGAUAUGGUAGCACAGGCAUUCAUUUUUUUCUUUGGGGGCUUCGAAAGUACCUCCACAUUAAUGUGUUUUGUCGCUCACGAAAUCGCAGUAAAUCAGGAUAUACAAAAAAGACUUCAAAAUGAGAUUAACCAGGUCUUGGAAGAAACCAACGGUGAAGCAUCUUACGAAGCUGUUAAUGGUAUGGAAUAUUUAGAUGCUGUGAUCAACGAGGCUUUGAGGAUGUAUCCGAUUGUUGUGGCAUUGGAUAGACUAUGUUUGAAAGAUUUCGAAUUACCGCCAACAUUACCAGGCAUGAAAUCUUUUACUGUAAAGAAAGGACAUGGCAUAUGGAUACCGGUUCAUGGUCUUCAUCAUGAUCCUAAUUACUUUGAAGAGCCGGAGAAGUUUGAUCCUGAAAGAUUUCUGGAUGAGCAGAAGAAAGACAGUCUCAACUGCGGAGCUUAUCUUCCUUUUGGUAUUGGUCCUAGGAUGUGCAUAGGCAACAGAUUCGCGUUAUUAGAGACGAAGGUUCUGCUUUUCCACUUGCUGGCACGUUGCGAUCUGAAACCUUGCGAGAAGACAGCAAUUCCGCUCAAGAUUGCUAAGGGUGGCCUUACCAUAAAACCUGAAAGUGGAUUCUGGUUAAGCAUAAUGCCAAGGAAUAAUAUCCAUCAUACGCCUGCAGUUAAUGCUGCUAACAAGACAGGCUAAAUAGUAAUAGUAUAAAAAUCAUUAAAAAAACAAAAUUAUCGAAAUGAAAAAUUAUAUAAUCAAAAACAAAUAUAUUAUCAAAAACAAAUAUAUUAUAUAUCAGAAAUAUAAAAAUUUUAUAUAUAUAUAUAAAAAUUAAUAUCAUGUAUGUAUAUUAGAAAUAAUUGAUUAAUGUUUGCUAAAAUAAUUAUUACAGAUAUUAUUACAGUUCAUGAAUAUUUAUUAAUUUGAUGAGUCAUAUGAAUUUUAUGAAACACAUGUCUUUAAAUAGCAUAUGUACCAUUUAAUUGGAUUAAAUGUUUGAAAAUAUAUCUGAUAAAUCGAAUAAAAGAAUAAUCAAUUGUCUGCAUGCCAAAUUUGCGACAAAUUUCUCUGUAUUGACCAAAGAGGAUUUGUAUUGGUUUCACGUUCUCUCAUGUAGUUGCAUGAUAGAUAUAACAGUCGUAUAAUGUAUUCGGCUACGUGAUUGGGCGUUUCCAGAGACACGAUACGAGCUUGUGAAUGCCGCUUUAAUGAGCGGUCGGAAGAGCGUGCGCUCCCUCAGCGGCUACUGCUCUUCUAAAGGAAUCGCGACUCGUGGCCUUCGACAGAUAAACCAGAUCCUGUCAAAUAAAGCACUUGCGUGUCGCACUAUCGUUAUUAAACCAACUGAACAUUUUGUUGCGGUUGAUUCACUUGAUUAUUAGAUACAGUUAUCUUUUAUUACCAGUGAUCCUUCUAAUUUAGAUAAUUAAUGACUGAUUAAACAACUUAAUUGUCAUUGAUCGAAUUCAAUGCCUAAUAUAUUAACAAAAUAAUGGGCAAAUAAAAUAAAAAAUGUUUAUAUUCUUGUACACUAGAAUAACAUAUAUAAUACUUUUUUAUGUAUUGUAUCUCAAUAUCUGAUAUCAAUAAAGCAAACAUGUUGAAAGCUCUGUAAA
Messenger RNA from Pogonomyrmex barbatus (red harvester ant), 2629 nucleotides. Its product is annotated as cytochrome P450 9e2 pseudogene. The record is from RefSeq and is a predicted model, not a curated record. Lineage: Eukaryota; Metazoa; Arthropoda; Insecta; Hymenoptera; Formicidae.